Molecule: messenger RNA, 8592 nt
Organism: Mesocricetus auratus (golden hamster)
Lineage: Eukaryota; Metazoa; Chordata; Mammalia; Rodentia; Cricetidae
Gene: Tasor2
Product: transcription activation suppressor family member 2
Exons: 19
Coding region: 515-7774 (2419 amino acids)
Biological process (GO): negative regulation of gene expression, epigenetic
Cellular component (GO): nucleoplasm
Source: RefSeq, a predicted model, not a curated record
GUCUAUUACGGGACCACGAAGCUUGAGUUUUCACUUUCUGUCUUUCUAACCCCCUCCCCUUUGCCUAGGGCCACGAGGUUUUACUUCCGGUGGCUGGUGCCCCGGGGUUAGCGACGCGGCUGGUUCCCAGCGCCAGGAUUGUUCCGAGGCUGCUUACCCGCCUGUGAGGCUGGGGGACCGGGGCGCGCGCCGCCGCGGGGCCCGGGUUUGUGAGGAGAAGAUCGGGAGACGCGGCAGGACGAAGGGCCAGGAGGAGAAAGGGACGGGCUGGAAAAGCAUGGGAAGGACACUGAGCGGUGAGCUCGACUCCUCAGGAAAGGCGGCCGCGCCGGGGACAGGGAAAAAUCAAGUUUGUGUCUGAGAAUUAUACAGGUAACUACCUUAGGCAAUCUUCUGGCUAUGUUUGUCAUGUGGCUGCAGAUACCUACACAUUUUCUUACAAAAGAAGUCAUUUUUGUGCCUUCGAACUAAGUCAGAAUUACCUCUAUGAAUGUUUAGGCAACACUGUUAUUAAAUGACCCAGACGGACCCUUCCUUAUAUAAUUGUAGCUUUUCAGUACUGGGAACCAAAAAGAUGGCAACACCCACUUAUAAAAGCUUACUUGAACUCACUCACAAUGCUCUCAUCUCUCCAUGGAAAGGACAAUUAAUUAUUCAGGGUUGUUUGCAGUGUGAUAUAACUCUUCGGUCUACUUAUGGCACAGUAAUCCCAGUACAACUGCCACGGGAAUUAGAUUUUAAGUAUGUAAUGAAAGUGUCUUCUCUGAAAGAAAGCCUACCAGAAGCUGCCUUUAGAAGACAGAAUUAUUUGGAGCAGAAAGUCUGUUGCCAGGAUUUAUGCUUUGAUUUAUAUGAAGUGGAGCUGUCAAACAAACAAGGGGAAAACAUAGAUAAACUAACCGAAUACAUUAAAAAUAAGCAAUUGGCCAUCAUCAAAUGCUUAGAAGAUAGGGGAUUUUUCAUUUUACUUACUUCAUCAGCCUUAACGCCAGAACCAGAUUUUGGAGAUGAGCAGAUGGGUCUACAUGGUUUACAUUUAUUCUAUUCACCUCAGUCAACAGGAGCAAAGGACUUGAAAGUUGAAGAUGGCAUCUCUCUGAAAGUGAUACCUAUUUUACCUGCCCUUAGUUGUGCACUUCUAGAAGCAAAGAAAUCACUUCCUGAAAAAGGAAUACCUCCAAACAUUUUAGUAAAGCAUACUUUCCAAGACCUGUAUAAGGUGGACAAAAGCCUUUCUUUGACGACUCUGAACCAUGAAAUGAAAGACACUGCAUUCAUUGGGAAACUGUCCCAUGCUUUUGACUUGGCUCCCCCACUUGAAAAGUGCCCUCCAGAGUCUCUGACUCAGAUGAAGAGUUAUUUUUCAGAUCCUAGUGGCUACACUCUGGAUCUGUCUACUACUUUAGACAUAUUAGCAGAGCAUCCUCAGUGUCCUUGUGUUUCAGAUGGGAUUUGUGAUGCUGGAUUUUCUUUAGUUAUGACUCCAGAUCCUGAAUUUCUUGACUCAGAGAUGGAACUAAGAAAAGAAACUGAAACAACAAAGUCUGGGAAAACAUUGAGAACAAAGAAGAGAGCUGUGGCUCUAUUGACUCCAGUUUCAAAUCUGAGAGUUCAGCCAAAGAGAAAGGCCAGCACAUCAGCCAUUAUGCUGCCAAAUAAACGGGGGAGCCUGGGCCGCUCACUUUCCAAAAGAACUGCACCCAAAGCAGACAGCGGAUCAUGCAACCCAACGCUUAAGUUAGUUAAAGGGCAGUUUCCUCAGAAGAGAAAAAGAGGUGCAGAAGUGCUGACUGCACAGUUUGUACAGAAAACCAGACUGGACAGAAGAAAAAGAGACACUUCCGUAUCUAAAGAUGCUCCGGUGGCCACAAAUGCUAAAAGGGCAAAGAAACAAGAGAAAUCUCCAGGUAGAGUUGUUUCACGGCCUAAGCCACCUUUGAAAAAGUCUCCACAAAAACGGAAGGUAAAUGUAACAAGAGGCCGUAGGAAUCCCAGAACCAGAAAGCAGCUCCAACUUGCCGAAAAAGACGUUUCUUUACAUCUUCAAUCAGAAAUUUCAUCAUAUGUUCAAAAAGAUGGAACUAACCUAAGUACAGCUCAACAAGAAAGUAUUGCAGCGAUUUCUAAAGGUUUUCCUGAAAACUCAAUUAUCAACUGUGACUCCCAGGCCUUAAAUAUGUUAGCUGACCUGGCAUUAAGCUCCGCUGCUUCUUCCAUACCAUCUUGUGAGCUUAGGAAUGUUCCCUGCUUCUCUGAAUUGCCACAAAACAAUGUUUUACUCUCUAAAGAAAAUUCAUUGCACAGCACCUCUGACCAUGAAUAUCAUAGGGGAGUUAAAAGUCAAAAAGGUAUACUAUUACCUAAGCCAUCCUCUGAUGAGAAGAUUGAUUCAAAGUUAGACGUCACUUUUAGCCAAGAAGAAAACAUUGUACCUUGUGCUCAGCCUCUUGCUAUUUCCCAGCCAGCACUCCUUGAGGAAGCCCGAGAAUCCUCAGAUGCAAGCCAAAACUCUGUUGCUGUUGAACAUUCCUAUGCCUUGCUCCUUGCUGAGCAAUCCAAGAAACAUCUGCAUCAGAGAAAGUUACCAAGCCCAGCUUUUGCAAAGAAUGGGACAAAAGGCCCCGAAGCUGGAACGCCUAUAGGAAAAGUCAUGCCAUUUCGGCAUCUACAGAAUACCUCCCCUCUACAAAAGCUUUCUGAAGAUUCUUUGACUAAGCGCAAAAGUCUCUUUGUAUCUUCUAGUGUCAAAGAUAUUUUUUGCUCUCAUACUGUUCUUAGUUGUGAUGGCUCCUUUAAGAUCACUUUCAAAUGUGAAGGAGAAUAUACAUUCAGCUUAGAUAGCAAAUAUACCAGCAACCCAUUGGAAAAAACUGUUGUGAGAGCAUUACAUGGACCCUGGAACACUGAUUUGCCUGAAAAUAUGGAAGAUGUGAAGCUUUUACUUCAUAUGUGGGUAGCUCUGUUCUACAGCAAAAAGAACAAAAUCAUGGGGUCACCUCGAAAGGUGGUAGAACACAGAAACCCAGCAAAAUACGUAUGCAUAAAUAGGUCUGUAGACUCUUUUGACCAAAGUGAAAUUGAGGAGUUUUCCAGUGUGGAAAGAUAUUCUGUAGACCCUCUGUUGGAGACUAAGGAAGCGUGUGAAGGACAUGGCACCAAUAGGACCUUUCCUGGACCUAACUGCGUGCUUCCUUUUAUUAGUCCACCAACCACCAGAGACUUGGAACUCUGUGUACAGAAUGAACAGAAAGAAAUGUUUACAGGGGAGUGUCACCUGGAUACUUCAGGAGGCCAGAAUUUCACCUCUUCUUGUAAUAAUGAGGUAACCGGAGGUAAAGCCAAACAAGAAUUACCAGAUAUGUCUGAGACUUUUAAUAUGGGACUUUCUGGUGUUGCAAGUGCUCAAAGUAAUGGAUCUUGUAUUCCUAGUGAAGAUAAAACCUUCCAGAGCACAGAGAUAGGUUCUUGUAAUGACUCUGUCACACAAGCCACCUUGACCACAGUUUGUGAUGGAGCCAGAAUCGAGCCAAUGAUGUGUCAGAAGUCUGUGGUUGGCACCCUUGAGAACAAAGUUGAUACUUUCCAUCCAUCACUGCUGAUAAAAACAGGUGCUGUACGGGAUGUUAUCCAGCAUAGCAGCCCCAUCAGUAACAACUGUACACCCUCUGUGGAAAGGACAGAUGAUAAUGUAGAAUAUAUGAUGAUUAAUCUGGAUCCUGUUACUCUUGCUUUUGAAAAACCUGCCUAUAUACCAAUACAUAAAGAAGUAAAUACAGCUGACAAACCUACAGACUUUAAUACUGAGCUGGUUAAACAAGUAUCCCCUGCCUUGAGUAUUCAGCAUCCUCUGUCUACACUGGAAAAGGCACAAACACAAUGCCCUAGGGACAUUCCUUCUCUUGCUAUUUCAGAAUGUAAAGAGAGUAAGUGUCUUUCUACCUCCUCCCUAAAAAAGGAAACACCUCCUGAAAGCCUGUGUCCAUUACAGAAAGAGAUUCCUCCUCCAACGUCAUCAGCAGAUGAAGGAUUGGUAACAGAGGCACUGUCAUUUGUUAAAAGUUCUAGUUAUUCAUUAGCCAGUGAUAAAACAAAAUGCCCACAAGAUUCCUUUCUACAGACUCAGAAUGGCUUUCACAUGUCUUUAGAUGAGAUUCUAGAGCCAUCACAAGUUAAAGUGUCAUCAUCAACCUCUGCUACCCUGGGAAACAAGCAGUCCCUUAACUGUAUUCCAACAAUAAGUAAUAUAACAGAUGGCUCCUCAGAAGUAAGGAAUAAUGACAAGAGUAGUCUAAACCAAGAAAAGGGUUUGCAAACAUUUAAUUCACUAAUUCCCAAACAAACCAAUCUGUCUAUGAAUAGGGAAGAGGUUAGCAUGGAGUUGUUAGGGAAAGAUUCUGAUAUUGACCUAACUCUAACAGUAUCACCACAUACAAUUCCCAGGGAGGAAAUAGCAUCAGAUGAAAUUGAACAAUUGCAUAGGGCCCCGAUAUCAAAUUUAGGACUGAGUAGAACUGAAGAAAUGGUUGAACCAGAAGCACAAGUGAGCCACAUAAAAAACAAAGAAGUAAGUUCAGCUAGCCUUAUGUCAGUGUUUUCUGUGGAAUCCAGAGAACCAUUAAAAGAGACACAAAGCAGUGAUCUGAAACCAGGUACAUUAAUACUUUCUAAAGAAAAUUGUGCCCCUAAGGUUGCAGAGGAAAUUAAUGUUCCCUCAGGCUUUCCCUUUGGUCCUCUAAUAGAAGAAGUGUCUCCAGCUUCUAGUCCUGAUCCCAUAGUACAAACUGAAGAAACACAACCAUCUCCAUGUUGUCUAAAACUUCAUGGUACACAGUCUGAGAAAAAUAAGUUUUCCCAGAUUAAGUCAGGAGAUUUAACCAUACCAGAAAAGGGAAAUUCUUUUGUUGGUCCUAAGACUUCAAUGGGACAAGAUAAGUUACCUCAUGUACAAGUGCAGCUCUCGGCUGAAAUGCCACAGAUACUAAAUAAUGCAGGAAGAGAAGGCAGAGUAACUCUGCCUGGUGAGAUAACAGAGUUCAGUGUUCCAGAUGAGCACAAUGAGGAUUUGUCUUUCUCAGAAAAGGUGCAGUGCUAUGAUACAGAGUUAAACAAGCCUACCUCGCCCCCCAAAUAUGGAGAUAACUUCAAGCCUCUUGAAAAACUGGUAAAAUCAGGAAACCCAUUGCAGGCAGUUUGUAUGGAAAACAGAAAUCUAGACAUAAAACCUUUUGCCUUGGAGUCCAGUGUUGUUGAAAAUAAGUCUUUGGCAGAUACAUUGGUUUCUGUAACCACUGUAAGUGCAAUAGUGAACAUGUCAAUAAAACAGACUAGCUCUAAAAAGAAUAAAAAUGUCUGUGACAGUGAUUUGAAAACAGAGGGUGAUAUGCAGGCUGGGUCAGUGAACUCUGCCUCCAUUGACAAAACUGAUGUUGUACAGGCAAACAUGCACCCAGAGAUCUCUAACUUUGUUUCUUCCUCUGACCAUGCUCAGUGCACCUAUUAUACAAAACCAACAAGUGUAGAGCCAGGGUUUCAAACACAGGAAAUACAAACACCUAGAAUGGCCCACUUACUUCAAAAUAAUGGAACUGAACUAAAUGAAGAAAGGAUGGAUCUCAGUGCUAUUGACCUUCACUCUAACUUCACAUUGACAAAAGGUGAGCAAAAAACAACUCGUGUGCUGCAGGACACAUCAAAAUGGGAAGAAAAAAAGCCCUUGAAUGAUGGCAUUUCCUCCCAAAAUGUUCAUUCUUACCAAAAUACAGCAGACAUCAGUGAAAGUAUCAAUGAAGAGCCUUCUGCUUCCUUUGUCCCAGAAUCUGUUGACUCUGCUUGUGGUAUCUACAAAGAACAUAUUGUCAGUGAAAACCCUAAUAUGGGACAUAAAACCAAGGCAGAUUCUGAAACACUGAGCAGGAAUACAGAGAUAAGUGUAAAUGACUCCACGUGCUAUGGGCCACUUUCUGAAGACACCAAUCAGGAUUCUCUCGAUUGUAGAAACUGCAAAUUAGACGUGGAGAAUUUGUGUACUUUGAGAGGUAGUCAUGCAAACCAAAAAGAUGCUAUAAAAGAUAGCAAUGACUCUUUCACAGGCUUAAACAUCAGUGAUAACACUUGGGAAUACUCUAGGAAAAUUUCAGACCUGGAAACACACACUCCACACAGAAACUGGGACACAGAACCGUGUCCUAUCUCAACAAAUAAGUGUAUGCCACGCUAUGUCCAGAUCCCAGAUUCCCACGGUAUCCCCAGGACUUACACUAACUUUACUAUAACAAAAGAGUCCAGAGACACCACAAGAACAUUGCAUAGCCUGAAGAGGCAUUGGAAUUUCACUGCACACUGCAGCCUUCUUAGUUCCUGGACUAGCACUUGGCAUGUUGCAGAUGACCUCACUCAGAAUACUUUAGACCUGGAGUACUUGCGUUUUGAUCAUAAGCUAAAACAAAUAAUAAAGAAGCUGGAUUCUCAGCAGUCUUCCCCUAACACCAACAGUUUCUCUAAGGAGUCACUUACCCGAAUUUCAGUUGGAACAUGCGCUUCAACACAAACUUCUGAUGCCUCCCUUCUACAUCAUGCACCUAAGAACAGAAGCCCCAUUCUGGUGACAGUUGUACACUCAGACACAAGGCAGCAGAGCCAUCGCCGAAGAGGCCACUCCCCCAGCAAUCUGGACAGUUCUUCCUGUUUUUGGAAGGAGAAAUGUAGUCAAAGUAGAAAUCUUAAAAGUUCUGACUGUUCCAGUCAGACUGUUCCAGUCCACCUCAAUAAACUGAAAUACAACAGUACUUUGAAAGAAGGUAGAAAUGAUAUUUCACUUAUUCUAAAUGAAUAUGCUGAGUUUAAUAAGAUUAUGAUGAACAGCAACCAAAUUGUUUCCCAAGAUAAAGAGUUAAACAUAGCUUCUGCAGAAUCUGUGUCCCAGGAGACAUGUCAACCAAGACGGUCAGUAUCCUACAAAGAUGUGAUCACAGACUUGUGUGCCACUCUGCAUAUCAAACUAAAAGGAGUUAUGAGGGAGGCUUGUAAGAGUCCUUUCUGGUUCUACCUUGUUGAAACAGAAGAUAAGUCAUUCUUUUUAAGAACAAAGAGCAUUCUAAAAAAAGGAGGCCAUUCAGAAAUUGAACUUCUGGAUUUCUGUCAAGCUUUUCACGGAGAGAGUGAAACACUAUUAGUGAUCAUCAAAAAUGAAGACAUAAUAUCACAUUUGCAUCAAAUUCCUUCUCUGCUGAAACUAAAGCAUUUCCCCAGUGUCAUCUUUGCUGGGGUGGACAGCCCUGAAGACAUUCUGAAUGACACUUACCAAGAACUCUUUCGCUCAGGCGGCUUUGUGGUAUCAGAUGAUGACAUACUUGAAAAUUUAACAUUAGUUCAACUGAAGGAAAUUGUCACAGUCCUGGAAAAACUAAAUGAAAAUGGAAGAUGGAAGUGGCUGCUUCACUACAGAGAAAAUAAAAAACUCAAGGAAGAUGUCAGGGUAGAUUCAAUUGCACAUAAAAAGAACUUAAUUCUGAAAUCAUAUCAGAGUGUAAAUAUCAUUGAAUUGCUUCAUUAUCACAAAUGUGACUCUCCAUCACCAACAAAAGCUGAAAAUUUGAAAUGCUUGCUAAACCUACAAGUUCAACAUAUCAAUGCCAGGUUUGCUGUCUUCCUAACAGACAAGCCAACUGUGUCCACAGAAGUCUUUGAAAAUAAUGGAAUCCUUGUUACAGAUGUAAACUACUUCACUGCAAAUAUACAAAAGAUAGCAGCUCCAUUUAGGAGUAGCUAUUGGUAAGAACUUUUUGUAAAACUUCCGUGUAAGCUGGAAUUACCAGCAGCAGACACUACCACUGAGGGAAAGAAAGCUGUUCAAAAACUGUUCUUUAGAUUUAAAUGGAGUACACUGUAAAGUUUUCGGUUAUAUUUCUUGGUUAUUUUUGCCUUAACAAUUUUGUGUUUCUAUAGGUAAUUAAACUACAUUUUGGAGACUAGACAUGGUGUAUUUUCCUGUGUCUGGAAAACUUCAGAUAUACACAAUCAAUCCUCAUCUAAAAAAAUCAAAUCCAUGUUUCAUUUUUCAUACCUUGCUAGAAUGUCAUAUUUCAUCAUGGACCAUAGUUGCCAUUAGUUCUGGGUUCCAAUGUUAAAUAUUGUAUUUUCCUUCUAAACAUAAUGCCCUCAAAACUAUUAAGCUUACUAUUAAAAUUGAGACCUUCACACGUUUAUGGGAAGUAAAGUCUAUUUUAACAAGUAGCUGUUUCUGUGUGUGGUCAGAGGCUUAUGAAGUGCAUGUUUCGGGGAUUUUACCAUAUUGUAAAAAAGUAUAAUCCAUAAUUGUUUUGUUUGUUGCUUCAUAAGAAACACUACAAAGAAACAUUUUUCUGUAAAUGACAAAUUUAUACACUUUUCCACUUCAGGGUUUUUUUUUUUAUGCUGCACUACAAAAAUCAAUCUGGGGAAGAAAUUAUUUAUAAUAAUUAGAACUUUCUUAAGUCUUUAAAAUACACAAAAAAAAACAUUUGUAUACUAUCUAUCUAUUUGGAACAAAGGCUUUUAUACCUAGUUUGGGGUUGGGUUUUUGUUUUGUUUUUUAAUAAAGACAAUUAAAAUGCA